Aureobasidium vineae is the source of this 1647-nucleotide messenger RNA. The record is from the annotation of a GenBank genome assembly. NCBI's taxonomy places the organism in Eukaryota, Fungi, Ascomycota, Dothideomycetes, Dothideales, Saccotheciaceae.
AUGACCAUGGGAGAAGAGGUGUUGUUUGUGGAUCGCAGAGUCAAGUUCAUCUAUAAUGGUGUCGCCCAGGUAGCAUUGCCCCAGCCAGAGCAGACGCCGUUCGAACAAGAUCUUAACCUCUUCAUCUUGCAGAACGGAAACUAUGGUCACCACAAUAUGUCAUCCCAGAAAGUUAUCUCUACAGCGAUCGAGACGGCUACCCAUACCCUGUUCGAACAGAAUUUUGUCCCAUGGAAGUUUCAUCCUCGUCAUUCCAACUUCGAACCUGCGAUGAAUGCUUCUUGCACAUACAUCAGAACAGUGCAUCUGGAACAGACUGAUGUCGACCCGGCGAACGUAACAAAGCCGCUGGCUGGCGAUGUCGACGAAUCAUACUCGUUGUCUAUCGCGACUGAUGGUCAAGUCACGAUCACAGCGGCCUCCUCUAUUGGCAUUGCCCAUGGCUUGACAACAUUCACCCAGCUGUUCUACAAACACUCCAGCGGUUCGGUCUAUACGCCUUACACUCCAGUGGACAUCACAGAUGCUCCAAUGUUUCAGCAUAGAGGCCUCAACAUGGAUGUAUCGAGGGUCUGGUAUAGUCCUGCUGAUGUUAUCCGAAUGAUCGAUGCUCUGGCGUAUAACAAAUUCAACCGUCUACACCUUCAUAUCACAGAUGCUCAGUCCUGGCCACUCGAGAUACCAGCACUGCCGAUGUUGGCCGAGAAAGGCUCGUACCGUGAAGGUCUGACAUAUAGUCCGUCGACCAUGGCGUAUAUUCAAGACUAUGGCGCCUCUCGAGGUGUGGAGGUAAUCCUUGAAAUCGAUAUGCCCGGUCACACCUCGUCUAUCGCGUACAGCUACCCUGAGCUGAUAGCGGCGUUCAACGAGAAGGACUGGUCGAAAUAUGCUGCCGAGCCGCCGUCCGGUACGUUGAAGCUGAACUCCACAGCAGUGACCAAUUUCCUGGACACUUUGUUCGAUGAUUUGCUUCCACGAGUUCUACCAUACUCGUCCUAUUUUCACACUGGAGGCGAUGAGGUCAACGUCAAUGCCUAUACCCUCGACGAUACUGUACGCUCAAACGAUACUGCAAUCCUACAACCGCUCAUGCAAGCCUUCGUCGACAGAGCUCAUGCCAAAGUGCGAGCUGCUGGUUUGACUCCGAUUGCAUGGGAGGAAAUGCUCUUGACUUGGAACCUGACUCUAGGAUCGGAUGUUGUGAUACAGACCUGGCAGAGCGACGAGGCGGUCGCAGAAACCGUCAGCAAAGGCCACAAAGCUCUUGUUGGCAACUACAACUACUGGCAAUACUAUCCCUACAAUGACUACUGCGCACCACUGCACAACUGGAGAGUGAUGUAUGCCUAUGACCCGCUCAAUGGCGUCCCUGCAAACCUGACACAUCUCGUUCUGGGAGGCGAAGUUCACAUCUGGAGCGAGCAGACUGAUCCCGUCAAUAUCGACAGACAAGUGUGGCCACGUGCCUGUGCAGCCGCCGAGGUUCUUUGGAGCGGCGCCAAAGACGAGCAGGGACAGAAUCGCAGCCAAAUCACUGCAAGUCCAAGAUUGAGCGAGAUGCGGGAGCGCCUGGUCGCGAGAGGAAUUGGCGCCGAGCCCAUUCAGAUGCCAUUCUGUACACAAAACGGCACUCAGUGUGCUCUUUGA